AUGCGUCUAUUCAAUCCUCUUGCUGCACUCGCUGCUGUUAUUACCUUCACAAUGGCGCAAGAUACACCAGCACCGCCUCAAAUGACUUUGAUCUAUCACAUGGAAGCAGAUCUGGGAGAACGAUUCUCGCUAGGUUCUAUUCCAACGGGUCAAGAACGCAUCGUCAUCCCUAUUGUCGGAGGGACAUUCAAAGGACCCAGAAUUUCUGGUAAAGUUCUAAACCUCGGCGCCGACUGGCGCCUGACGGACGCGCAAGGAAAGUUUCGGCCAGAUGCUCGUUACAAUAUCCAGACUGAUGACGGAACCUACAUUUACGUCCAGACAGAGGGUCUUCCUCCUGCUGUAGAUGGUGCACCAUCGAUGUUGCGAGGGAGAUUUGAGACAAGCACGAACGGAACGGCUGCGUGGUUGAACGAUGUGGCCGCUGUGGGCGUCAUUAGAAGAAAUGGCACGUCAAGUGUUUUGAUCGAUAUGUGGCAGGCAUCCCCGCCUUCAGAGUGA
This is a messenger RNA of Alternaria atra, 501 nucleotides long. RefSeq lists its product as uncharacterized. The transcript is spliced from 3 exons. NCBI's taxonomy places the organism in Eukaryota, Fungi, Ascomycota, Dothideomycetes, Pleosporales, Pleosporaceae. The coding region runs from base 1 to 501 and encodes 166 amino acids. The record is from RefSeq and is a predicted model, not a curated record.